Messenger RNA from Eutrema salsugineum, 585 nucleotides. RefSeq lists its product as uncharacterized. NCBI's taxonomy places the organism in Eukaryota, Viridiplantae, Streptophyta, Magnoliopsida, Brassicales, Brassicaceae. The record is from RefSeq and is a predicted model, not a curated record. The coding region runs from base 1 to 585 and encodes 194 amino acids. The transcript is spliced from 3 exons.
AUGGGUCUUCUAGCGAGUCGCAUUGGCAAAAAGGAACUGUUGACUGAGGUUGAAGAAGCUCUGAAGCAGCAGCUGAUAACAGACAUGUUGUCUACUCAGUUGUGGAGAUUUGAAGUUCAUUCACGUCGGCACAAGAAGACGAUAGACUGGUCUUGUAGAGUACACAACUUGCUUAUUGUCACGUGUAUUGGUCUUCUCCAUACUUUAGACAGAAAAGAUGUUCUCGGAAGGCCUGGUCUCUCUGCACUUCAAAAGUGUACAACAGCCAUUCGUCUCUUGGCUUAUAGCACUGCAGCGGAUACAGUUGACGAAUACCUCCGGCUUGGUGAAACCACAUCUCGUAAAUGUUUGGAGCAUUUUGUUGACGCGAUUAUUAACUUGUUUGGUGAGGAGUACUUAAGAAGAUCAACACCAGAGGAUCUGGAACGCUUGCUUUAUGUUGGAGAGCAACGUGGAUUUCCCGGAAUGAUAGGCAGCAUUGACUGUAUGCAUUGGGAGUGGAAGAAUUGCCCAACAGGUUGGAAAGGGCAAUUUUCACGUGGUUCAGGAAAACCGACAAUCGUUUUAGAGGCGGUAGCUUCGUAA